This is a messenger RNA of Sesamum indicum (sesame), 4323 nucleotides long. Its product is annotated as protein GIGANTEA. Gene Ontology annotation, biological process: regulation of long-day photoperiodism, flowering; regulation of circadian rhythm; response to stress. Gene Ontology annotation, cellular component: nucleus. Lineage: Eukaryota; Viridiplantae; Streptophyta; Magnoliopsida; Lamiales; Pedaliaceae. The record is from RefSeq and is a predicted model, not a curated record.
GUGAGAGCUUCCAGCUAAAGAUCUCAUUCGGAUCUUCUCUCUUCCCCUUUCUCUCUCUAAACUCUCUGUUUUCUCUCUCUAAUCUCUCUCCACCCAAAAUCUCACCCCCCGAUAAUCUGCGCAUUUUCGCCACUCUGCUAAUACGGACUGAGGUUCGGAAUCAGUAAUUACUUCGCUUUGGAUUACUCGGAACAAAGCUUGACUUAGGGGCACAUACAAAAUCGACAAGCUCAGAUUAUUUUGUUGGAUUGGUUACAUGCAAUAAAUUUCUUUUGAUAUUUGACUGGAAGCUUGGAGCUCUGUUGCAUCAUCAAUAUCUGGACGAGUUCUUUAUAUUUGGGUUUCAGCAAAAAAUGCUGAAUUAUAGUCUUUUGAUCCUGGAUUGGUAGAGGCUUAUAUGGGCACUCAUAGUUAUACUCUCAGCUCCCACCUUAUGUAAAAAGGUUUAUGGCAACUUCAAAUGAAAAGUGGAUUGACAGUUUGCAGUUUUCCUCAUUGUUUUGGCCUCCUCCACAAGAUGCAGAACAACGAAAGGCUCAAGUUACUGCUUAUGUUGAAUACUUUGGCCAGUUCACCUCAGAACAAUUUCCUGAUGAUAUAGCUGAGCUUAUCCGAAGCCGGUAUCCUUCUAAGGAGAUCAGACUUUUUGACGAUGUUCUGGCAACAUUUGUUCUUCACCAUCCAGAGCACGGCCAUGCUGUUAUUCUCCCAAUUAUUUCAUGUAUUAUUGAUUGCUCGCUUGAAUAUGAUAGGAGUAGUCCUCCAUUUGCGUCUUUCAUUUCCCUGGUUUACCCCAAUAGUGAGAAUGAGUAUUUGGAGCAGUGGGCCCUUGCAUGUGGGGAAAUAUUAAGAAUUUUGACUCACUACAACAGACCAAUAUACAAGUUGGAACAACAGGACAGUGACACAGAUAAAAGGAGCAGUGGAGACCACGCAUCAACUAGUAAUUCGACAGAUGGAGAAGCUGAUUUCCCUCCCACUCAACCAGAGAGGAAGCCGCUGAGGCCAUUGUCUCCCUGGAUAACUGAUAUACUGCUUGCAGCACCUCUUGGUAUUAGAAGCGAUUAUUUUCGGUGGUGCGGAGGUGUGAUGGGAAAAUAUGCAGCUGGAGAACUGAAACCACCUACGACUGCUUCUUCUCGUGGAUCUGGAAAGCAUCCCCAGCUCAUGCCAUCAACUCCAAGGUGGGCUGUUGCCAAUGGUGCUGGAGUUAUACUUAGUGUAUGUGACGAAGAAGUAGCUCGUUACGAAACCGCUACAUUGACAGCAGCUGCUGUCCCUGCACUUCUGCUGCCCCCACCAACUACGCCUAUGGAUGAGCAUCUUGUGGUUGGUCUGCCAGCACUUGAGCCCUAUGCACGCCUGUUCCAUAGAUAUUAUGCAAUUGCUAGUCCGAGUGCCACCCAAAGGCUGCUUCUUGGACUGCUAGAAGCUCCACCAUCCUGGGCUCCAGAUGCACUUGAUGCUGCUGUACAACUAGUUGAACUCCUUAGAGCAGCUGAAGACUAUGCCACAGGCAUGAGGCUUCCAAGGAAUUGGAUGCACUUGCAUUUCUUACGUGCAAUUGGGAUUGCAAUGUCUAUGCGAGCUGGUGUCGCUGCAGAUUCUGCAGCUGCUUUGCUUUUUCGGAUUCUUUCUCAACCAGCUUUACUUUUUCCUCCAUUGAGACAAGUUGAUGGAGUUGGAGUUCAGCAUGAACCUCUAGGUGGUUAUAUUUCAUCUGAACUAAAGCUGCAAAGAGAAUUGCCUGCAGCAGAAGCUACUGUCGAAGCUACUGCUCAAGGGAUUGCAUCUAUGCUUUGUGCACAUGGCCCAGAGGUUGAAUGGAGAAUAUGUACAAUAUGGGAAGCUGCUUAUGGUUUGAUUCCCUUAAGUUCUUCUGCUGUUGAUCUUCCUGAAAUCAUAGUUGCAACACCUUUGCAGCCUCCCAUAUUAUCGUGGAACUUAUACAUUCCUCUUCUUAAAGUACUUGAGUAUCUUCCUCGUGGAAGUCCAUCUGAAACCUGUCUAAUGAAGAUAUUUGUUGCUACUGUUGAAGCAAUUCUACAGAGAACAUUUCCGCCUGAGUCUUCUAGAGAACAAAUUAGAAAAAGUACAUUUUCUUUUGGGUCUGCUUCGAAGAAUCUUGCUGUGGCUGAACUCCGCACAAUGGUCCACUCACUAUUCUUGGAAUCAUGUGCCUCUGUAGAGCUAGCUUCCCGCCUUCUCUUUGUUGUGUUAACUGUCUGUGUCAGCCAUGAAGCACAGCCCAAAGGCAGCAAGCGAGCUAAAGGUGAAAAUUCUUAUUCUGAAGUAGGCCAAGAUGUACAAGGAACAAAUGGAAAGCAACGAGAAGCAGACAGAAAACAGGGUAUGAAACAGGGGCCUGUAGCAGCAUUUGAUUCUUAUGUUAUUGCCGCGGUUUGUGCUUUAUCCUGUGAACUCCAGCUUUUCCCCUUGAUCUCGAAAGGAAGUAAUCACUUAGAUGCUGUGAAUACUACUGACGUAGCUAAGCCUGCAAAAGCAAUUGACGUGUCCAAUGGGUUGAGGAACGGUAUUGAUUCAGCUGUUUAUCACACUCGCCGAAUACUAGCAAUUCUGGAGGCGCUUUUUUCUUUGAAGCCAUCUUCCAUCGGCACAUCUUGGAGUUACAGUUCAAAUGAAAUAGUGGCUGCUGCCAUGGUUGCAGCUCAUGUUUCUGAUUUGUUUAGACACUCAAAGGCUUGCAUGCGUGCUCUUUCUAUCUUGAUAAGAUGCAAAUGGGACAAUGAAAUUCACUCUAGGGCAUCUUCCCUUUUCAAUCUAAUUGAUAUUCACAGAAAAGUUGUUGCUUCGAUUGUAAUUAAAGCAGAACCAUUGGAGGCACACCUACUGCAUGCACCUGUGUCAAAGGAACAUAUGUCAUGUUUCCAUGGAAACAGAGUUGAUAGUUGUGCUAGCUGUCACCACUUAGAAACAGGUCAGCCAUCUUCAUUACAGUGUGAGAAGUUGCCUGGUUCUGACGCUUUGGUCAAUUAUCAGAAGGCCGAUUCCAGUGAGGUUGAGAGAUGUACGAUGGGCAAAGGAAUUGCAAGUUUACCUAUGGAUGCUUCAGAUUUGGCCAACUUUCUGACAAUGGAUAGGCAUAUAGGUUUCAGUUGCAGCGCACAAGUUCUUCUAAAGUCUGUCCUGGCAGAAAAACAAGAGUUAUGCUUUUCUGUUGUUUCAUUGCUCUGGCACAAAUUGAUUGUAUCUCCUGAAACACAACCAAGUGCUGAAAGCACAUCUGCCCAGCAAGGAUGGAGGCAGGUUGUUGCUGCACUCUGCAAUGUGGUAUCAGCAUCACCAGCGAAAGCUGCAACAGCUGUUGUUCUUCAGGCGGAGAGGGAAUUGAAACCUUGGAUUGCUAAAGACGACGAUCUCGGGCAAAAGAUGUGGAGAAUCAACCAGAGAAUUGUGAAAGUGAUUGUUGAAUUAAUGAGAAAUCAUGAGGCCCCAGAGUCGUUGGUAAUUCUGGCUAGCGCUUCAGACGUCCUCCUCCGUGCUACAGAUGGGAUGCUUGUUGAUGGUGAAGCAUGCACUUUACCUCAGCUGGAGCUGUUGGAAGUAACAGCCAGAGCAGUUCAACCAGUGCUUGAAUGGGGAGAAUCAGGAUUGGCAGUUGCAGAUGGCCUUACAAACCUGUUGAAGUGUCGCCUCCCAGCUACGGUUCGUUGUGUUUCUCAUCCAAGUGCUCAUGUUCGAGCUCUUAGCACAUCAGUACUUCGUGCUAUUCUACAUGCAGGAUCAACAAAGUCAAAGGGCAAACAAGUGGGCGUGAAUGGCAUUCAUCGUCCUCCAUUUCAGUACAUAAAUGUAGACGUCACUGAUUGGCGAGCUGAUAUCGAGAAGUGUUUGACUUGGGAAGCACAUAGCCGACUUGCAACUGGCCUGCCUAUUCAGUUUGUCAAUACUGCUGCAAAGGAAUUAGGCUGUACUAUAUCCAUUUGAAACUAGCUUUAACUUUUGAUGACUUCGUUAGAUUGUUCCGUCAGUGCAAGAGUAGAAAAGAGCUAUCAAAUCAUUUGAAGGACGGAAAGAAGUUGCUGCUCUUUAGGUGAUUACGGUUGGCGUACAGUACAGAGGACUGCCAACACAGUAUCGUCGGGGCUGAUGCCCUCCACUUCUGUUAUCGUGUGUAUCAGGUAUUAAUGUUUGUUCGAUCUUAUGACUCCGACUUGAUGACCAUUAGAUAUUGAACAUUGUGUUCAUCUUAAAACAGUUGCUCAGUUUCCAAUAGAUAUUUACUUGAAAUGUUUUCUGGUAAUUCUUCUGGUUUGUUAAAUGAUUUCAAUCCACUUUGUGGUCUGUUCACUCUUUGGAAAA